Messenger RNA from Penicillium canescens, 1059 nucleotides. RefSeq names its product trafficking protein particle complex subunit 5. Gene Ontology annotation, biological process: endoplasmic reticulum to Golgi vesicle-mediated transport. The record is from RefSeq and is a predicted model, not a curated record. The transcript has 2 exons. Bases 78 to 839 code for a protein of 253 amino acids. NCBI's taxonomy places the organism in Eukaryota, Fungi, Ascomycota, Eurotiomycetes, Eurotiales, Aspergillaceae. Gene Ontology annotation, cellular component: TRAPPII protein complex; TRAPPI protein complex; TRAPPIII protein complex.
CCACAGCGCAAUCCAUGAGCUCAUACAUCGACAUUAAUUCUCUGGGCCGUUAACAUCGUUCGACAUCUGACACAACCAUGGCUGCGCCUCCCCGGCACUCCACGAUGCUGUCUAUCAGCAAUGGCGGGACGCCGCAAUCAGGGCCAAACGACAAACAGACACAACAACAAGCCCAGACAUUACCACAAUCCCCCGGCCUUCGAGUACCAUCCAAUCGCAAAACAAUCUACGACCGACACCUGAACCGCAGCCGCAAUGCAGAACUCAGCCGGGCAAGCUUCGCCUACCUAUUCGGAGAGAUGGUCACGUACGCCCAGCGGAGGGUAACAGGUAUCCAAGACCUCGAGAAACGCCUAAACGAACAAGGCUACCCCCUCGGCCUCCGCCUCCUAGACCUCCUCUUCUACCGCUCAACAUCAACCUCCUCCUCAGCCCUCUCAAGCUCCUCAACCUCCUCUUCACCACCCAACCGCCCCCUCCGCAUCAUAACUCUCCUGCACCUAAUCCACGGCCCCCUCUGGCGCCUGCUCUUCGGUCGUUCCGCAGACGCACUCGAGCAUUCCGUGUCUCCAGACACGCCUAAUGAGUACAUGAUCACUGACAACGACCCGCUGGUAAACACGUACAUCAGCGUGCCUCGCGAGAUGAGUAUGCUCAACUGUGCUGCCUUCGUGGCUGGUAUUAUUGAGGGUGUCUGUGAUGGGUGUGGCUUUGAGACGAAGGUCUCGGCGCAUAAUCAGCCUACUGAGAUGUGGCCUAGUCGGACUGUGUUUCUAGUUAGGUUUGGGGAUAGCGUUAUGGAGAGGGAGAAGGUUUUGGAGCGGGCUGGUGUUAAAUAAAUUAUGACCGUGGAGCCGUGUUAAGGCUAUACGUCCAUGAUGACAUGGGAUAUGCCUGACUUUGAGACAUGCAUUGUGCUUGAGCAGAUGCCCGGUCGUCGUGCUCUUGCUAGCUUGCUAGAUCAAUGGCGUUUGGGGGCUAUUUCGUGGCAUCUUGUUGGGUGGUCAGGCGCUGAUUGUUUGACAUUCAAAGUCCAUGAUUCUGGCGCCGGCGUUUCCU